Rhincodon typus (whale shark) is the source of this 1611-nucleotide messenger RNA. Its product is annotated as S-phase kinase-associated protein 1. Gene Ontology annotation, molecular function: cullin family protein binding. The record is from RefSeq and is a predicted model, not a curated record. Gene Ontology annotation, biological process: SCF-dependent proteasomal ubiquitin-dependent protein catabolic process. Bases 36 to 527 code for a protein of 163 amino acids. NCBI's taxonomy places the organism in Eukaryota, Metazoa, Chordata, Chondrichthyes, Orectolobiformes, Rhincodontidae. Gene Ontology annotation, cellular component: nucleus; cytoplasm. The transcript has 5 exons.
UUUUAGCACCCUGAAAUUCCUAUUUUUACUUUCAGAUGCCUUCGAUUAAACUCCAGAGCUCUGAUGGAGAAAUAUUUGAAGUUGAUGUGGAGAUAGCAAAGCAGUCUGUGACAAUCAAGACCAUGUUGGAGGAUUUGGGGAUGGAUGAUGAAGGUGAUGAUGAUCCUGUUCCACUCCCAAAUGUCAAUGCUGCAAUUCUGAAAAAGGUGAUUCAGUGGUGCACUCACCACAAGGAUGAUCCGCCCCCUCCUGAAGAUGAUGAGAACAAAGAAAAGAGAACAGAUGAUAUUCCAGUAUGGGAUCAGGAAUUCCUCAAAGUAGACCAAGGAACACUGUUUGAGCUAAUUCUGGCUGCAAACUAUUUGGAUAUUAAAGGUCUGCUUGACGUGACGUGCAAAACAGUAGCAAAUAUGAUCAAAGGUAAAACUCCAGAAGAAAUUCGUAAGACUUUCAACAUCAAAAAUGACUUUACUGAGGAAGAAGAAGCCCAGGUUCGUAAAGAGAAUCAGUGGUGUGAAGAAAAAUAAAGAUCCCUGUCCUCGAUAAUUCUCUAACGGGCUGAAAGAAUUUUCCAAUUGCUGUUGCAUUGCACUGUUUUGUAAAUGUUUAAUAUUUGGAAAAUUCAAAAACAAAAGAGGAAAAAUAUAGCAUUUAAUUGCAUGAUGUUUCCUUACUUGUUCAGAGCUGUAUGUUCUAGGCUUUACAUUGUUAUUACACUAGGAUUGGAAGUGACAUCCAGCUUUUCACCACACAAUUCAUUGUAGGAGUUUGAUUUCAAGAGGAUUAGAAUGUCUCUGUCAUUAAAAUCUAAAUAGUGUGGGCUAGACAAAAAUCCUUUAAUACAGUUGGCAUGUCUGAUUUUCGUAUAAUCUAGUCUAGAAGGCAAACAAAGACGGCAGGGUAUGCAUUAAGGGAGUUUUGUUCAGUGAUUGAUGACAGCAAAUUCAAUCUGUUUUAAACAAUUGAACUAGCAUUUGGUUCUUUGCCAAUAAUAGCUGCACAAUAAUUAAAAAAAAGAUUUGCAGCAUGAAGCGUAUGGCCAGAUUAUCCAUAGUAAUUUUUGAAAUUAAUUGAGAUGAUUCUCUUUUUAUUCCCUUCUUUAUGGGUUCAAGUACAGAACACAUACUUUACAUUGUAGCCAGAAUUGUGGCGUGCUUUUAUAGCCAAGGAUCACUGUGGACCCAUAUUCCCCUUUAAUGUUUGUAUUCUGAUUUUUGAAUGUUUUAGAAGAACAAUUCUCUUCUGAUUAAAGUAAGUUUCACCUUCUUCCACUGGCUCCUUUGCUGCAUUAUUCUCUUAUGAUAAACAGUACAUGACAAUCAGAAGUAUUUUAAGUUUCGUUGAGUAGUGAUGCUACUGAAAGAGCCCUAAGAGAGUUCCUAAUAGAGUUUCUCUUUGUCAAAUAAGAGAUGCUCUAUGAUAAAGCCCACUAUAACAAACUGGACGAGAGCUCCAACUUCUGCAGGCCGUUUACUGAUUUAGAUUUGUUAACUACUUACUUUUUUUCUGUACAGUGUUCUUGACUGCCAUUAUAAAUAAUUAAAAUAGUCCAGUUUCUCUGCUUGUGAUUUGUUGUCUGUUCAAUAAAAUACAUCCAUAAAUUACUCUCAA